AUGUCGACCGUUCCAGCCCUCUCGCCGUAUUCCCGCCCGCCUGCUACCAAGGCCCAGCUCGACUACGUCGACCUCGCCUCGCUCGACCUCGCCAAGUUCUCGCAGCCCGGCGGCAAGGAGGAGCUCGUCGCCGAGUUGCGCAAGGCCAUCGAGAACGUCGGCUUCUUGUUCGUCACCGGCCACGGCAUCGAGGACGACGAGGUCGUGCGCCAGCUCCAGAUCGCCGACGCCUUCUUCAAGCAGCCGCUCGAGGUCAAGCGCGAGCACCCGUGCGACUUUGACGUCGGCAAGUACUGGGGCUACCGCGAGCCCAAAGAGACGUACGACUCGGACGCGACCGUCAAGAGCAAGAUCGAGAUGCUCAACCACCCGAAGGACACGCCUGUCCUCGCCGACGAGCAGCUCCGGUUCGAUUUCCUCGCGCCGUACAAGCCCGAGAUCUCGGCUUUCUCGCGCAAGGUGCACGAGCGUAUCCUCGACCCGCUCCUGCGCCUGUUUGCGCUCCUCCUCGAGCUGCCCGAGGGUUACCUCGCCGAGCCGCACGCGUACGACAAGGCGAGCGACGACCACCUGCGCUACAUGAUCUACGGCGUGCACAGCGCCGACGAGGCGGCCAAGAUCGGCAACCAGACGGUCAAGGGCCACACGGACUUUGGUCUCCUCACGAUCCUGUUCCCCCAGAUCGUCAACGCCCUGCAGGUGCAGACCGCCCCGGGCGAGUACCGCUGGGUCCCUUUCCUGCCCGGCCACGUCGUCGUCAACACGGCCGAGGUCCUCACCUACAUCAGCGCCGGCCACAUCAAGUCGACGGUUCACCGCGUCGUGCGCCCGCCGCCCGACCAGGCCGACUAUGAGCGCCUCGGGCUCCUGUACUUCUCGAGGGCGGCGAACGACUUUCCCGUCACGACCGUGCCGUCGCCGCUACUCGAGCGCCUGGGCCUGUACGACCCGGAGAAGGCCGACUCGAAGCCGCCGAACGGUCUCGAAUGGGGCCGCGCUCGCGUCAAGCACACACACCUGCGCAAGGUCAUCGAGCACGACAAGAAGGUCGAGCCGUUCGUCUUUGCCGGCCGCAAGAUUGACCUCGACUGUGCGCCCGACUGUCCCUCGACUCUCGAUACGUUGUCCUGA
This is a messenger RNA of Rhodotorula graminis WP1, 1131 nucleotides long. RefSeq lists its product as uncharacterized. The record is from RefSeq and is a predicted model, not a curated record. The transcript is spliced from 4 exons. Lineage: Eukaryota; Fungi; Basidiomycota; Microbotryomycetes; Sporidiobolales; Sporidiobolaceae. Gene Ontology annotation, molecular function: dioxygenase activity. The coding region runs from base 1 to 1131 and encodes 376 amino acids.